This is a messenger RNA of Magnolia sinica, 889 nucleotides long. RefSeq lists its product as uncharacterized. The transcript has a single exon. The record is from RefSeq and is a predicted model, not a curated record. NCBI's taxonomy places the organism in Eukaryota, Viridiplantae, Streptophyta, Magnoliopsida, Magnoliales, Magnoliaceae. Bases 169 to 738 code for a protein of 189 amino acids. Gene Ontology annotation, cellular component: nucleolus.
CCAGCUGGAGACAGGCGGGCGUAGGACGCAAUCCGCGUCCCUUCGAUUUCUAGCUCGGUCUUGGUGGAGGUAGUACCUAAGCCGCGCCCCGCGACGGAGGCAAUAGAACUCUUUCUGCAAAACCCCAACCCUAAAACCUUAAAACCUCUUCCUCUCUCUCAUCGAAGCAUGGCUUGCACCCUCGAUUUCCGCUUCCUAGAUGAAGGCCUCGGCGGCCAGAAGAACAAGCGCAAGCGCCAGCUGGACCCCACCACCUCCUCCAUGGACGUGGACGAGGACCCCACCUCCUCCUUCGACGCCGCUCCACCGUCCAAACGUCCGGCCCUCCCUUCCUCCUCCGACCCCGACAAGCCCACCUUCGGCAGGCCCACCUUCGACGGCGUCAUCGCCGGCAAGGUCUCCGGGCGCAAGUGGAAGCAGCCCCGCCAGCAGCGUGCCUCCGCGGCCUGCGUCUCCCGCAAGGGCACCACCUUCGAUCAACGAUCCAAGCAGAAGGAGAUCAAGAAGGCUUACAAGGAGAGGAUGUCGGAACUGAAGGAGGAGAUCCGAUCGAACAAGCAGGAGAAGAGGAAGAAGAGGGAAGAGAGGGAGAAGAAGAAGAAGGAGAACAUUCUCAGGUCCGGGACGAAGCUGCAGAAGAUCACCAACCCAAAGACGUUGAAGAAGAUCUCCAAGUCGAAGCAGAGGAAGCUCCUGAAGGUCCUGCCAGACGAGAUCUUUGCAAAGAAGAAGAAUUAGGUCAGAUUGAAUUGCCAGAAUUUUGUUUUGAUUUCUUUCUUUUCAUGAUGUUUUUGUUGCAUGAUCGAUGGAUUGGGAAUUAGCGUUUUGAUCUUACCAGAUGUUGUUAUCAGUAUUGAAUUUAUGGAAUUAUAGCUAUUAAGAUAGAGAA